This is a messenger RNA of Ilyonectria robusta, 867 nucleotides long. RefSeq names its product beta-lactamase-like protein. NCBI's taxonomy places the organism in Eukaryota, Fungi, Ascomycota, Sordariomycetes, Hypocreales, Nectriaceae. The record is from RefSeq and is a predicted model, not a curated record. The transcript has a single exon. Bases 1 to 867 code for a protein of 288 amino acids.
AUGGAGUAUAAAUCACCGCUCAGAGCCGAUGUUUACGUGUCUUCACGGCUGCCAAUUGCCAUUCAGAGGAACGGCGAGCAGAGCCUAUUCUCGCCGAUAUCGUGUACGUUGAUCCAUGGACCAACGGAAGCGGUCCUUGUCGAUACACCUAUCUCAAUAGCCCAGACAGAAGAUCUCAUCGGUUGGAUCAAAGAAAUCAUUGGGGACAAGCCGCUCAAGUACAUUUACAUUACGCAUGGGCACGGAGACCAUUUCUUUGGAAUCACCGUUUUGAAAAAAAAUUGGCCAGAUGUCCGAGCCAUUGCCACCCCAGGAACUGUUGCUCACAUGAAGCAACAGCUCGAGCCCGAAUGGUGGACUGGCGUGUGGCUCAAGUUCUUUCCAGGUGAUCAGAUUGCGACGCCUGUCACCAUCGCUGAUCCAAUGGAGACCGACACGUUCUAUGUAGACGGGCACCUUGUUCAUGUUAUCGAGGUCGGACAUACGGAUACGUUUAACACGACGAUUUUGCACAUUCCAGGUCUCGAGUUGGUAGUCGCGGGCGAUGCAGUGUACGGAGAUGUACACCAGUAUUUCGGAGAGGCGGACACGAGUGAGAAGAGAAUGGAAUGGAUCAAAGCCAUUGAAAAGAUUGAGGCUCUGAACCCCAAAGUUGUCAUUGCAGGACAUAAGAGGCCUGGGUCGGUCGACGGGGCGUAUUAUCUUCAGUCAACAAAGGAGUAUAUCAGAGUUUUUGAGGAGAUAGUGAGAGCGUCAGAUACUGCUGAGGAGAUUGUAUCCCAGAUGGAAACCAGGUAUCCAGACCGGAUCAAUCCUCAUGCCAUUCUCGCGGGAGCCUUUAGGGCAAUCGAGGCGAGACAGAUGUAG